GAAGUUUUAUUAUUUACCCAAAUGGGGGAUUGCUUUCCCCGACCAGGGCAAUUGACAUAUUUAAAGCUACACGCUUAUCACUCUUUAGCCGGCCAUGUCUCCGAAUCGUUGCAGUUUGUCCCUAUUUUUCAUUUCGAUUCAAUUGCUGGGCUUUGUUCCGGCAGCCCCAUCCGACAAUUCAAUAGAUAAUCCAGAUGCGAGUUUUGAUAUUAUGAUGGACCAAUCGGAUUAUUUGCCAGCCGAACUCCAGCUGAAACUGCUGCAGGUAGAACGAGAACAAGAAGAUUUGGAAAUGGUUCGUAUGCAGUUGAUGCAAUUGAAUUUGCUGAAACUGUUGAUCGUCUUGGAUAUUCUGAUAGUGUUGUGUCUAUACUUCUACAUCUGUCUGGCAAGAGAAAAUUACACGGAUGCAGAUCGUAUGAUAGUUAAGUGCUAGCCAUUAAGUUAACCUUUUAAAUACCUCUUGAUUCUUUAAAGUUCAAGAGCUUAAAUGUAUUCGAUUACAUAUUUUUGAAAGCCAUUUUUUUGGUGAUCCUCUUAUUAGCAAUUAGCAGCAUUCCUUUAUUUAAUUAGAUAAUGAAAACAUAAAACAUGAGUACUAGAACAUUGAAUAAAUGGCACGAAAUUUAAAUCCAAA
Molecule: messenger RNA, 637 nt
Organism: Drosophila ananassae
Lineage: Eukaryota; Metazoa; Arthropoda; Insecta; Diptera; Drosophilidae
Exons: 2
Coding region: 95-436 (113 amino acids)
Source: RefSeq, a predicted model, not a curated record